Parnassius apollo (apollo) is the source of this 5241-nucleotide messenger RNA. NCBI's taxonomy places the organism in Eukaryota, Metazoa, Arthropoda, Insecta, Lepidoptera, Papilionidae. The record is from the annotation of a GenBank genome assembly.
AUGAAUACGUUUUCUUUUCCCAAUGACCAAAAAAUUGGACAGGCUGAUCUAACUGAUUCAUCAACUUCAAAAAACCCCGAGUUUUCUAUACGCAUUGUCAUUUGCGAUUAUUAUCUUACGAAACCUAUACCUGGUGUUGAUGUUAUAUACUCUGAAUUUAGGGGGUCUGACAUUAAACAGGUUCCAGUUCUUAGAGUUUUUGGUCCUACUCCAGAUGGAAGGAAGGCAUGUCUUCACAUUCAUGGUGUUUUUCCUUACUUUUAUAUUCCUUGUCCUGCACCAAACCCUGAACCACAGUUUUUAUAUCAGAUAGCUGCAAGCUUGGACAAGGCUUUAAACAUAGCUUUAAAACAAGCAACAUCAGCAAAUCAACAUGUAUAUAAAAUAUCUUUAGUGAAGGGAUUACCUUUCUAUGGAUUUCACGACAAGGAGCAUUUAUAUUUGAAGACUUUUUUAUAUAAUCCUGGAUUAAUUAAACAAGCAGUAGAAUUAUGUAGUAAUGGAGCUAUUUUGGGACAACAUCUGCAACCUCACGAGUCACAUCUUAACUUUACAUUACAAUUUUUCAUUGAUUUUAACCUUUUCGGAAUGAGUAAUAUGGAUUUGCAAAGAGUUAAGUUUCGUAGAUCAGGAUUCUCACAAGACAGUAUUGAAACAUUAGAAAAUUUAAAUGAAAUAAAUUUAAAACCCGAAAGUGUUUGUUAUUAUGAAGCUGAUUGUGUUGCAUCACAUAUAAUUAAUAGACAAAGAAUAGGAAAGGCAGAUGGCAUUGAAAAUCCAGGUCUUCAGGAAGUAUGGAAUCAAGAAAUGGAAAGACGUAAACAAUUAAAUAUAUCAUUAGCAUCCAAAUCACUCUCUCAAGGCAGAGAUAAAACUGAUGAGACAGAUUCACACUAUAAAUUUCAAAAUAUGUUUUUAGUUAAAAAUUCAAAAAUAAUUGAUAAACCUGUCGAUCCAGAAACUAAAACUGCAAGAAAUAUUUGUGAAAUACAUUAUCCUGCAGAGAUUGUGGAGGGAUCACAACUUUCUAAUGCAUCUGAUGUUAGCACACAUUUACCAGAAGACACAUUAAACCUCAGCCUAAACAAAACAAUUAAAAGAAACUUUAAAGAUACAUUUCUUGAUAACAUUAACAACACAAUAGUGGAUGAGGACAUAGCAUUGAAUAGCAGUUUUUCUUUACAUUACAGUCAAGUAUUGUUGGAUAGUGAAGACUUGGAGUUGGUAGAUAUGCUUCAAGAUAUGGAUGACAAGCCAAUAGAUGAGGAUAGUGUAAUGGGUACUCCAGCUGAUGGUAUACAAAUUCAGUCAGACUCUGAGUUAGAUGAUGAAUAUUCACAAGUAUUUAAUGAUGACACUAUAUUACUGGACCCAGGUGAAUGUAAAGAUGUCUCAAAAGAAUGCAUCUCUUCUUGGAAUGAUUCUUUUUGGGAUGGUGCUAGCAUACCACAAUUAGACGGAACUUGUGAUGAUGACCAUGUAAAGAAAGUCAGGAAAAGAAAAAUGCGAUCAUUAAAACUAGGCCUACCAAAACCGAGAAAAAAAGAUAUACAGAAUAAGCAAAAUGAAAAAUUAACCAUUAAAGAAAUAAACUCUGAAAAAGAAAUAAGUGAAAUAGAAAAUUCAGAUACAAGUAUAGAAUCAAUUAUGAAUAUUUCAAAAGCAAAUCUUAAGACAAACUUUAAUUCUAUAUCAGUUGUGAGGGAAAAGUUACCUUAUAGUAGAGAAAAUUUAAAUGUCAGAGAAGAAAUAUUGACUGAUAAUACAGAAGCAGCAAUUGAAUAUGAUCGAAAGAAUGAAUUUAAGCCUAUUGCAGGACCGUCUAAAUCGAUAAUGGCUGAAGACAUUAAGGUUAAUUUGUCUUUCAUUUCUCCAGAUGAUUAUUGUUAUUCAUCUUCAGAAGAAGUUGACAUUGGUAUUAAAAGCUUUUAUGACACAUCAAAAAUUUUCGAUAUGUCCCUAGAAAAUGAGAAUAAUAUGCAUUUCUCACAGAAAAUAGGGGAAAGUCAUGAUAGUAAUAUAUUUAAUGCUGGUGAUAAUAAACAAGAAACAUUAAGCAACAGAACUGAAAUAAAGCUAGAUCCCGUAGAGGUUGACAAUUUAAGUGAAAGUUUUAAGAGAGUGAUAAUAACACCUAAAAUUAGGCCUCCUACAAAGAAUCAUAUUAUUUCCACACUAGACAAUUACUUUAUUCAUAAAACUCUUAAUCUUCAACCUUUCUAUUCUAACUAUAAAGAUGUUGGAGAUAAAGUAGAAAUUGGUCAAUUGGUUAUAAAAUUACACAGCAAAACAGCUCAGGAUCAGGUUUCCUUUGAAAAAGUAUUAAAUACAACCGGAAUAGAAGAAUGGAGACAGUUAUUAUUUAUACAACAAACAAAUGAAAUGUCAGAUGACACGACUAAGCCAGAAAUUUUAAAAUCUCUGUUGGCUGGUAAUAAACAGUACAUUUUAGAACCAAUUAUAAAGGCCCCUACAUAUCAUAAUGUCACAGAAUGGCUUAAAGAGCAAAUCGAAAUAUCCCCAAACAGAGGCGAAACUAGACUGAAUUGUAGAGAAAUAAGUAAACAUUUAGAUGAACUUGAAUCAUCACAAGUUAUAGGUUUAAUUGAAGAUGAACUUAAUAGUAGUGUUAGCUUAGAAUGUACAGAUAAGGAUAAAACGAAAAUCAACAAUAGCUUUCAAGUAACAAUGCAACCUGAUGGAUCAUUUCUAUGUUUUGGAGGAGCAUUAAGCCAAAAUGAAAGCAUAAUUGACACACCUGUUGCAGAGAUGGAUUUUCUCACUCUUAUGCUUGUGGAAGUACACACUUCAGUUCGUGGAGAUUUGAAUCCUAAUCCUUCAAUAGACCCGAUUGAGGCAAUAUUUAUUACCGUGAAAAACGAUUGCCCAUCUAACCACUUCUUAUUACAAUCAUUAACUGAAAUUCUAGUUGUGGAUUCACUUCCGCCGCCCAAAUAUUUGGACAGAUGCGUUUUCGAUUCAAAUAUUACCUAUCUGGAUACAGAGAGCCAAUUGUUAGAAAAAUUGAUUGAGCUAGUGGAAAAACAUGAUCCAGAUAUUCUGUGUGGAUAUGAAAUAGAAAUGAAUUCUUGGGGCUACAUCAUAGAAAGAGCACAAAACAUAGGCAUAGAAAUUAUAAAGUAUAUUUCAAGAAUAACAGAGAAUAAUCGACAAAAGCGCUACAGAAGUGACGACAAAGAACUUGAAGGAAGAGUGAUAGGAAGAAUCACGUUUAAUGUUUGGCGGUUGUUCCGUCAUGAGUUAGCACUAUCGAGUUAUAGUUUCGAGAAUUGUAUGUAUGUAAUUUUAAACGAAAGAGUACCUUCAUAUAGCUUUACCCAAUUAUCGGAUUGGUGGAAAGAUGAAUCUAGGAUUUUGAGAUGGAUACCUGUUGAAUAUUAUCUAACUAAGCUGUCCGGUACAGUGAGGAUGUUAGAGAAGCUCGACAUGAUAAACCGCACGUCGGAACUGGCGCGGCUGUUUGGGUUACAAUGGUGGGAAGUACUGUCGCGUGGUUCGCAGUUCCGCGUAGAGUCGCUGAUGUUGAGGGCAGCUCGCCCUCUUAACCUCGUGGCUCUGUCGCCGACGGUACGCCAGCGCGCUGCGAUGCGAGCGCCUGAGUGUCUUCCCUUAAUUUUCGAACCCGAAUCACGUUUCUAUUCGGAUCCAGUUAUAGUUUUGGAUUUCCAAAGUCUGUAUCCUUCGAUGAUGAUCGCGUACAACUAUUGCUUCUCUACGUGCAUCGGUCGAGUGCAGAAUAUCAAUGGAGAUACCCCGUAUGAAUUUGGAGCGUGGCGUUUGCGAAUAUCAAAAUCCAAGUUAGACACUUUAGUAUCCAAUGGACUGGUGCAUUGGUCGCCAGUGGGGGUGGGAUUUAUAAAACCAUCCGUACGUCGUGGAGUAUUACCAGCAUUACUUCGAAGGAUACUCGCGGCUAGGCAAGCUGUUAAGAAAAACAUGAAAAUCCAAACUGAUGAAGCUGUAAAAAAGGCUAUGCAUUCAAGGCAGUUAGGUUUAAAACUGAUUGCAAACGUCACAUAUGGCUAUACCGCGGCUAACUUUAGCGGACGCAUGCCUUGCGUUGAAGUUGGCGACAGCGUAGUAGCUAAAGGUCGUGAAACACUCGAGCGGGCGAUCAAACUUGUGGAAAACAACUCGAAGUGGAAUGCUAAAGUGAUAUACGGCGACACUGACUCUAUGUUUGUGUUAGUUCCGGGCGGGAGCCGUGCGCAAGCCUUUGAAAUAGGACAAGAAAUUGCUGAUGCUGUGACUGCAGAUAAUCCUUCCCCAGUGGCCUUAAAACUUGAGAAGGUAUAUCAACCAUGCAUUCUACAAACGAAAAAACGCUAUGUGGGAUAUAUGUAUGAAAGUCCAGAUCAAAAGAAACCCGUCUACGAAGCGAAGGGUAUCGAAACGGUGCGAAGAGAUGGUUGUCCUGCAGGAGUAAAGCUACUCCAGCGUGCGCUUUGCGAGUUAUUCGAUACGGGCGAUAUGUCGCGUGUGAAGCGUAUAGUGUGCACGACUCUGUCCCGACUCGUGGACGGCACGAUGCCGCCCGAAGAACUGUUCUUCACGCGCGAAUACCACGGGCCCGCUGGGUACAGACCUGGGGCAGCCGCGCCGCCUAAUGAAAUUGCUAAGAGGCUAGUGUCGCGGGACGGGCGCGGUGCGCCGCGUGCGGGGUGGCGCGUGGCGUGGCAGGUGUGCGCUGGGCCGCCGGGCGCCGCGCUGGCCCGUCUGGCGCGCUCACCCGCCGAGCUGCUGCGGGAGCCCGCGCAGCCGCACGUGCCGUACUACGCCACGCGCGUGCUGUUGCCGCCGCUGCACCGCUGCCUCUCGCUGCUCGGCGUGCACGUCCUCAACUGGUUAGAUUGUAUACAAAAAGGACACAGUCACAUUAAAGUGGCGGGAGGUGGUGUGCGGUCGGGAGGCGCAGGUGGAGCGGGCGUGUGCGGGGGGCGGGCGGGGCGCGGGCGGCAUAGCGCGCUACAUGCAGCGCGGGCGGUGCGCGGCGUGUGGCGCGCGCGGCUCGCGCUCGCUGUGCGGCAGCUGCGCGGCGCGCCCGCGCUCGCUGCACGCGCUCGCCGCGCGGCACGCACGCGCGCUCACCCACCUGAACCACUGCCACGAGUUAUGCAGAUCGUGCUGCGGCCACUCAAAUUAUUUGCAUUGCGAAAACACCGAAUGCCCUGCGUUAUGGCGCAGAGUGACUGCACAGAAGAAGUUGGAUCAAGUAUGUGA